This is a messenger RNA of Mytilus californianus (California mussel), 6120 nucleotides long. RefSeq names its product polycystin family receptor for egg jelly-like. Gene Ontology annotation, cellular component: membrane. Lineage: Eukaryota; Metazoa; Mollusca; Bivalvia; Mytilida; Mytilidae. Gene Ontology annotation, biological process: detection of mechanical stimulus. The transcript is spliced from 27 exons. Gene Ontology annotation, molecular function: protein binding; calcium channel activity; calcium ion binding. The record is from RefSeq and is a predicted model, not a curated record. Bases 1 to 5898 code for a protein of 1965 amino acids.
AUGGCUUUGAAAGAACCUAGUGGAAGAAUAGCCAUUCUCACUGCAACAGGAAAGAAUUACGAGUUUUUCUAUGACGUAAACAGUGAAACAGCAUGGGGCAUCAGAUUAACAUCGGGAUACAACUUGACAACAACCCCAUCCACAUUUACAUCACAACAUGCUCUAAAGACAUUCAUAGAAAAGCCAUCAAGGAUAAAAUUCCGGCAUACUUUCCUUGGAACUGAUGAGUUUUAUAACGUUACAGCUACGGUACAAAAUGACGUAACAAAUCCAUCAAGACAAGCUGUUGCUUUAGUUGAACAGUUAAUCCUCAUAUCAGAUGUUCAUAUAGAAUUACCAUAUGCAGCUGAGACAACCACAGUGUCAGAUAACACCACAUUACCUGGUUGUCCAGUAGAUCAGUAUAAUUUUUGUAUGUUAACUGUACCACCAGCUGGACCUACUGCAACUUCAAUCAUCGCUACUACAAUGGCCCAAGAUUUUUUCUCUAUUCCAAUAAGAUAUGCAGACAACUAUUUGUCUGCAGGACCUAUACCAGAUGGCUUACCAGAAAACAGCUAUAUGGUAGAAAUUAUAGCUAGGGCUUAUGAUCAGGUUGGAGCAUUUGCUGACAUUAUAACAAGUAUAAGAGUUGACCCAGCUAAUCAGCAGGAUGUUACAAACAUUUUGGUCAAUGCUACAAGUGAGACUGGAAUUGUUAAUAACUUAUUUGUGGGCGCUGACAUUAAGAUAGCACCUGUUGCUAAAGUACUUGGUAAAUUUCUAAACGAAGAGGCGGAUAGUGCACCAUCUGACCAGGAAAUCAUAGCUACUACAAUGGCUACGAAUAUGAGUGAAGCAGACCGACUGGCAAUGGAACAACAACUCAUAGCCGAGAGAGGGGAGGCAAAAGUUAGAAGAACAGAGACACGAGCUGCUAUGCUAGAUGGGUUUAAGAGAAUAAAAGCCCCUUCACUUGAAGCUGUACAAAAUACUGCUGCAGCAUUAUCAGAACUAACUAAAAAACAAGACGAACUUUCAGAAACUGCUCAGGGAAAAGAAAUAUACACAAAAGUGGAAGCUCAGACUGACAAUUUGAUCAAAACAAUAUCCGCAUACAAGGUUGUUGGUGAAAAAGACGCCAUCUUAGAAUCGCCAAAACUCAAUAUAACUCUAAGGAAAAGACUGACCAUUGAUAUGAAUGAUAAACCCCUUCUAGAAGUAGGUGGAUUCUCUAGUUUACUAAUGCCAAAGUCACAGUCUAUAUUUGGUGAUACUGGUAAUGAAACAACAUUUUUUGUUGCAACAGAGGCUUUGAGAAUGACGAACAAUCCGUUUACAUGGACGGACACGACAGCUGGAUCAGCUCAGAAAAUUUCAAGCGACGUUGUCUCAUUGAGAUACCGAAAUGAUAGUGGCCUUGAAGUACCUGUUCAGGAUAAUUCUCAGAUGUUUGAUAUUUUUGUUGAUCGUACUAACUUUGACACUAGUGUAAAUAUUGUGAGGAAUGUAACCAGGGCCUGGGAUCAAUCUAUGGUCAUACACAGCGUUGAUAUAGAGAAUACAGGGUCAUUGCAUAUAAAACUAGAACAGAUUCUUAACAUCACUGAUAUGAUAGAUUAUAUAGAAGAGAUGUUUGCCAACAUCGCCAAUAAUACAAAUGAUACCCAGACAGAGUUUGCACUUGAACUUAAACCAGUAGAGUGGUACGUCUUUGUAAAAGCAAAUGAACCACCAACAACCACGGAUUAUGAUUUCAACUGUACCCUUCCAUUGUCGGAUGAUGCUUUAGCUGAAAUGUUGUCAUACAUAGACGCCAUGAAAUAUGAAAAUGAUACCACUGCUGAUCGAUCGUCUUACAUUCAUGAACAACCAGAUAGUUAUACUUGCUUUUUUACAAAUAAUUUCCUGAGUAUAAAUGAAACUACGAAAUUCUACAUUGGGAUAAAACAUCUUGUUAUGAACAUGUCCGAAGAUCAUCCCCUAUAUUGGCAUUAUUAUUCUACUGAACCUCCAACAACCACGCCACCAACUACUACACCUAAAAUUUAUACAACAACAUGCACAACCUUCUCAGGAGACUACGAUAAAGGUGACAUUAAAGAUUGGUUGAAUUCGUUUGAGAAAGAAAAAAGAUGGGGAGGAAACGGAGGCGGAGGCGGAGGUGGAGGCGGCGGAGAUGGAGGCGGCGGAGAUGGAGGCGGCGGAGGUGGCGGAACUAAAAUUGUUUGUACAACUUACCCAAACACUAAAACUCCGAAGGUGAAAAAACCCAAGACUACAAAACCACCGCCUGAACCUGCCUACAAACAAGCUGUCUAUCGACUUAGCAUAUUUAGUGCCUACUGCAUUUGGUGGGACAGAAUGGUAGAUCAAUGGUCCAAUGAAGGUUGUGAGGUCGGACCAUUAUCUUCACCAGAUCGCAUCCACUGUUUAUCUAGCCAUUUAACAUCGUUUGCCGCUGGGUUCGCUGUGCCAAUGAAUACUAUAGAUCUCAACGAUUCAGCAUUCACAAAAUUGGACGAGAAUCCUAUCAUAUUUUGUACAAUGGUAUCUUUGAUGUGUCUGUAUAUGCUUAUGUGUAUCUGGGCAAGGAAAAGAGAUUUAAUGGACAAAAUCAUGGCUGGAUCGUCACCUCUACCAGAUAAUGAUCCUAGAGAUAAAUAUCUAUAUGAAAUUCAGGUCUUCACAGGAUCAAGAAAAGGAGCAGGUACCACAGCCAAAGUUUCCUUUAUACUUACUGGAGAAAAAGAAGAAACUUCCCCGCGGUUUCUUGCUGAUGAAAAAAGACCGGUAUUACAAUCAUCUAACAUUGAUGGGUUUGUUAUGGCAGUUCCUAAGCCACUUGGGAAACUAACACAUCUGAGAAUUUGGCAUGACAACAUGGGCAGUAAUCCACCGUGGUACUUUAGUAGAAUGCAGAUAGAAGACCUCAUGACAGGGGACAAAUAUUUCUUUGUGUGCGAAAAUUGGUUAUCACUUGACGACGAUGAUGGUUUAAUUGACAGAAUGAUACCAGUUGCUGGUCGUGCAGAGCUCACCAGUUUUAAUUAUCUUUUCUGGACAAAAACAAAAUACAGCUUAGCUGAUGGUCAUCUGUGGUUUUCUAUCUUCAAACGUCCUGCUAAAAGUAAUUUUACUCGCAUUCAACGAUUAACCUGCUGCUUGUCACUACUUUUCGCCACCAUGUGUACAAGUAUUGCAUUCUACAAGUCUGAUGAGGGGUCAAAUCCAAAGGAAUAUGGCGUAGGCCCAGUAACGAUAACUCCAACAGGAUUAUAUAUAGGAAUAGUCAGCGGCUUAAUAUGCCUGCCAAUCAAUCUAUUGAUUGUAGCAUUAUUUCGGUAUUCAAAACCAUUUCCUAAGAAAGUUGAAGAAACACUUGCAUAUCGAUUUUAUAGCAAGUUUUUAUGUUUUGCCUGCGUCCAAAAGAAAGUUCAUGGUAUGGACGAAAAACAAGAGGAAGAGGAAAAUAAUGAUAUGGUUGAGAAUGCAAAGAAAGCAAGAGCAAGAGAAAAAUCGGAUCUUGACGCGGAUGCUGUGAAAGUAGAAUUGGAAAAUGAACUUGAAAUGUUAGAGAAAGGCGAAUCAUUUGAUGAUGGUGAAGAUAAUGGAAAGAACAACAGUGAUAGGAGUGUUCAUCCACCUCCAGAUAAAGAUAUGAAAAAACCAUCAGCAGAGCUGAAUCCAAUUCCUAGAGCACUUACAUUAAAAAAAGAUGACAAAAAGAAAAAGCCCUUUAGACUACCUUAUUGGGGAAUUUAUAUCGGUUAUGUGAUAUCGUUUUGUACUGUAGCUGUUGCAUUUUGGGCAACAGUGGAAUUUGGUGGCGUGUUUGGACCAAAGAAAUCGUUAGAAUGGCUGGUGUCCUUCUUUAUAUCCUGUUUUGAGUCCAUUUUCUUUUCACAGCCAAUAAAGGUGAUUAUCAUAGCCGUCAUCUAUGCAGUUUUUAUUAAGAAACCUGAGGCCAACGAUGACGACAAUGAUAAACAGCUUGAACCUGGAGAAGAAUGGUUGCAUUCACAUAUGACCGAGGAAGACUUGAAAAAUCCCGAUAAAAGAAAGGAAUUAGAAAAGAUGAAAACAUCAGCACCUCUGCCUCCAGAGUUGGAUUUCCUAAAGACGGCAAGGGAGGAAAGGGCUCAUGAGAUGGCAAUGUAUUCCUUGCUGAAGGAGAUAGCUAUCUGUGUGUUUUUCCUGUAUUUUGUUUUGAUGAUAGCCUAUACCAACCGAGAUCCGUGGUCAUAUAAUCAGUACACUACCUACAACAACAUGUUUAAUCUAGGAUCAUUUUCUCCAUCUUACACAGUUCAGUUCGACCAGGUAAACUCGAUUGCCCAGUUUUGGAAUUGGACACAAAAUGCCUUACUAAAUAGUCUGUAUUACACAGACUGGUACAAUGGUGAUGUUUUCUCAGAUAGCUCAAGUCUAAUACAAGAUAAACAAACUCUACUGGUAGGAAGUGCUAGACUACGUCAACUUCGAACUAUUCCUUACAAAUGUGUUGCCCCUUUAGAUUAUUUAAUAGAAUACUGUAGAGAUGACUACAGCUCUUUCUCGGAAGAUAAAAAAGACUACAAACUAAACUGGGAUUCUUUAAAUGGCUCAGAUCCCACAGAUAUCCCAGACAGCCUAUUCAGCUACAGUAAAUCAAGUGAUAUAGAUGGAUAUCCGUACUGGGGUAUAUUUUCUACUUACGGCGGUGGUGGCUAUGUGGCAGAUCUUGGUACUACCAUGACGGAUGCGUCUACAGUGAUUGAUACACUUAUGAAAAAUAACUGGGUCGAUAACAAUACUAGGGCAAUUUUCAUUGAAGUCAACUUAUACAAUCCUAAUAAUAAUCUAUUUGGCAUCUGUCUGUAUGUCUUGGAGUUUUUACAAACAGGAGGUAUUGAACCAUUUGAAAGAUUCUUCAUAUUUCGUUUAGACCGGUAUAGUAAUGGAUUCAUGUAUUUUGUUAUGGCUAUUGAGCUUAUUACCAUGGCCUUCGUUAUCUUUUACACUGUUACAGAAGUAAAAAAAAUACGCAAACUGAAGACAGAGUAUUUUAAGGAGUUCUGGAACGUAUGGGAACUGAUUGUAUUAGCUAUAGCUUAUGGUUUGGUUUUAGUUUUUAUAUAUAGAAGUGUUAUAAGUGUGCAGAUGAUGAAGAAAGUUAAGGAAAAUCCUACAACGUUUGUUAAUUUCUUCUUUGCCAUUGUUUGGGACGAGUGCUGUGGAUAUUUCAUUGGGAUAUUAGCUUUUAUGGAAACACUAAGGUUUUUGAGACUUCUUCGAUUUAACAAGAAAGUAUCUCUAUUUACUUCGACAAUGAUGUAUGUAGCCAAACCACUGCUGAGUUUUGGUGUUGUAUUCAUGUCUGGAUUCUUAGCAUUUUCUACAACAGCUUAUUUCUUCUUCAAUACUUACAUGUUUGACUUCAGAACAUUUGUAUCAACGUUAGAAACGCUGUUAUCCAUGAUGUUAGGUAAAUUCGAUUAUGAAAAGGCAUGGACCACUACAAGAGUCGCGGGACCAAUCAUCUUCGGAAUGUUUGCCCUAUGUUUUAAUUUUAUACUGGUGAACUUUUUUCUGACAAUUGUAAUUGAUGGUUUUGAAGUGGUCAAAAGUGAUUUAUCUAAACAAUCAAAUGAUUAUGAAGUUGUAGAUCACAUGAUGAAGAAAGUGAAAAUGCUGUUAGGUAUUGAUGUGCCAAGAAAACGGAAAACGGGAUAUUCAAUGGAUCCAAGACUGAACAUAUAUACAUAUAUAGAAGGUAAAACUCCAGACCAAGAGUUGUGUGAUGAGUUAGAUGGUAAGGUUCAGAAUAUGAUAGAGAGGUGCAAUACACUUGCUGAGUUCCCAGAAGAUGAGGACCUAGAGAAAGAAAUUCAAGAACUUAAAACAAAGAAAAAAAGGAAAAUUGUUGUUGGACAAUGAUUUAUUAGCUGGUGUGUGGCUAAAAUUAUGUUACUAGUAUAACAUACUUUUAUGGAAGUUCAUCCAAUUGUGCCAUGUUAACAAUUUAUGAAAAAUCAGUACAUGUAAAAGCUAUUUGUCCUUGUAAUUUUCCUAGUGUACUAAACUGAAAGCGAUAGAUCAUAUUUACGUAUAAAUUUCUAUACAUUUUCUUAUUUCAAAUAAAACUAGUAAAGCAUUUUC